Molecule: messenger RNA, 562 nt
Organism: Funneliformis mosseae
Lineage: Eukaryota; Fungi; Glomeromycota; Glomeromycetes; Glomerales; Glomeraceae
Source: the annotation of a GenBank genome assembly
GAGGCUGACAAACUUCGGAAGGAUUUAGACUUUAUAUUAGAAAUGGGUUCGAAAGAGAUCAAGAAGAGUGCUAUCAAAUUGAAGCAAAAUUUCGAGGUAAUUUUUAUGAUUGUUGUUAAAAAGGCAGUAUGGGAGACUUCCAGUAGUCCCGAGAAGGGGCAGUAUGGGAGACUUCCAGUAGUCCCGAGAAGGGGUAAAACUCACACAACUACGGGUCAUCGCAAGAAUUACGAAAAAGUUGAAGCGUUUUGGAAUAAAAUUGAAAACGAUCUUGCCGAUUUAGCAAUCAAAUCCAAAAGGCAAGAAUUACGUUUAGCUGAGAUAGGUGCUGCCUGUUCCGUGAUGAAAAAUACUACAACGGUCCUUCAAACUGCUAUUGGUAGAGUUGACACGACGUUGUCUGAUGCCACGUAUUAUACAUCAACACCGAUGCGUCAAAAUAUACUAUCGGAAUUAUCGGAAGAGGAAGAUAAUCCACCUUCAUUCUAUGAAACUUCUCCAGUACAUAAGCAAUUUGAACCGAGUCCCUUCAUAUCCUAUUCACAAGUCAGGAAACAUGAUC